AUGAACCUUUCAGAGAACGCAGUUGGAACGAUUCAUGAAAAAUACAAUUUGAGAUCCUAUCAAAAACUCAUACUCGGCGGCAUUUUAGACUUUGAAGUUACUUCUUUAGGUCCCGAUGGACCUACCUAUCGGUGUACUGCCUGUAGCUCUGGUCGAACAAUGAAGACUUAUGACAGGCAUCGAAAAUCAAAAGUGCACAAAGACAAUGUUGAAAUUAUUCUUGCUGAAGAAAGAAUGAUAGGACAAGAAUCAACUUCAACAGCUGAUGUGACCGGACAAGAAGAUGUCAUGCUUGGUGUACAAACAAUGGACAAUGAGGAGCCCAAAGUUGUAUGUUAUGAUGAAUUAUAUAGCUCAGAUAACUCCGACAAUACUUCUCCUUCAGACAUAGAAUCAGAAGUCGCCCCUCCAGAGCCUUGGUCUAAAUUUUGA
Messenger RNA from Melampsora larici-populina 98AG31, 432 nucleotides. RefSeq lists its product as uncharacterized. Lineage: Eukaryota; Fungi; Basidiomycota; Pucciniomycetes; Pucciniales; Melampsoraceae. The record is from RefSeq and is a predicted model, not a curated record. The transcript is spliced from 3 exons. The coding region runs from base 1 to 432 and encodes 143 amino acids.